Messenger RNA from Euleptes europaea (tarantolino), 3027 nucleotides. RefSeq names its product myosin VIIA and Rab interacting protein (gene MYRIP). Gene Ontology annotation, cellular component: cortical actin cytoskeleton. Gene Ontology annotation, biological process: intracellular protein transport. NCBI's taxonomy places the organism in Eukaryota, Metazoa, Chordata, Lepidosauria, Squamata, Sphaerodactylidae. The record is from RefSeq and is a predicted model, not a curated record. Gene Ontology annotation, molecular function: small GTPase binding; actin binding; myosin binding. Bases 9 to 2696 code for a protein of 895 amino acids. The transcript is spliced from 17 exons.
GCAAAACCAUGGGGAGGAAGCUGGACCUAUCUGGUUUGACUGAUGAUGAAGCUGAUCAUGUCCUUCAGGUGGUCCAGAGAGAUUUCACUCUCCGCAAAAAAGAAGAAAAUAGACUGAGUGAGAUGAAGCAGAAGCUGGAUGAAGAAGGUAACAAAUGCAACAUCCUUUCCAAGCAGAACAGCUUUAAUGAGCGCUGCUGCAUGCGUUGCUGCACCCCUUUUACUUUUCUCAUCAAUACCAAGCGGCAGUGCCAAGAUUGCAAAUACAACAUCUGCAAAAACUGCAGCUCCUAUCAGAAGAAGGAGAAAGCUUGGGUCUGCAAUAUGUGCCAGCAAGCCAGACUGUUAAGAGCCCAGUCCCUGGAAUGGUAUUAUAAUAAUGUGAAAAGUCGCUUCAAACGCUUUGGAAGUGCAAAAGUCUUGAAGAAUUUAUAUAGAAAACAUCGACUGGAGAGUGGAGCUUGUUCUGACAUACUAGACGCCGGAAGUGUCUGUGAAGGAACCAUAGAAAAUGACGGAAGCAUUUGUGGCAGCGAUUCUACAUUCUACAGGCAGACAGAAGGACACAGCAUGAUGGAUACCCUCGCUGUGGCAUUGCGUGUCGCAGAAGAAGCCAUAGAAGAAGCUAUUUCUAAGACAGAGGCAUACAGUGAUAGCUUGGAGAAACAGAAUGAAGCUUGUUAUUUACGAGAGCACAAGGAGGAGCUGAUAGAAGAGCUGGCCACCACUAUUGUCCAGAAGAUUAUAAGAAAGCAGAAAAGCAAAACUGAACAAGCGGACACCAGUUUUGAAUGGCCACAGUCCAGAAGCCGCGGCUGGACUGCUGUCUCGGAUCAGAGCAUGCUGACUUUCCCGGGGAGUCGCAGGGGAUCAUACUCGUUAUGGAGGUCUCAGUCUGCAUUCUCACUGACGAAUGAAGAUGCAUCAGGCAGAGAUCCGGACCUCACAUCUUCUGUGGCAGAGAAUCUCCGGAGGCAAUCAAAAGGCUCAAUCAGGAAACAAAAAGAGCACAGCAUAUCUGCAUUACCCAGCUGGAAGAGUGUGGAGCAAUUAAAUGAACCAACUCCUCCACCUGUUUUACAAAGCACAGAUGGGAACUGGGUGGCCUUGCAAAAUGUCACUUUGCCUCGUCCUCGAAUGAUUGCCAAGCCAAAGAGCCAGGUAUUCAGAGUCCUGGAGAGUGAAUCCAGUGUUGUGUCUGUUUACGAUGAGAUGGGAUCCGAUAGCGAAGACGACUACGACUGGAAUGUGGCUUUGAACAAGCUACGGCGAAGGCCCAAGCAGCUGUCCAAAGAACUGCAUUAUGUCGAUCCCCACCACAACUUGGAAUGGGCUUACAGCAAUGACCUGCACCAGCCUGUGACCUCCCCUUUGUCUGGGCUGUUUACCAACACUGAGACAAUGUGCUCUGAUUCUGAAACAUCCUCUGUUGGCUCUUCAAGGGAUGCUGGAGGAUCGAGCCACCUUCCCUGGACACAAAGGAGAACUCGCCAUGAUAAGCCCAGAGGAGAAAAAGCACAAUUGCAUGGAGAGCUAGACGUAAAUUUUAAUCCACAGACUACCAGUUUAGAUUAUUCAGACAGCAGUGAAAGCGAGGAGGCCUAUUAUGACUUAGAAAAGCGAUCGAGGAGGUGGAAGAAAGGCAAGGCUCUUUCUGAAGACUUAUCCAAAGGCAAAAAUCGUUCAAAAACCCACAAGAAGAAUUUGAGCACAAGUCAGGCAUCUGAUGAUUUAUCAGAAACUGACCUAAGCAGUGAAGACCAACAUCAUCAACCCAAGGCAGACUCUAUGGAAGAAAAGCUGAAAUCAAGAUUAUUUGAACUAGUUGCUAAAAUGAGUGAUAAUAAGGAAUCCUCUUCAGAGGAGCAGGUGCUGGAGCCAAGAACAGAGGCUGAGACCCAGAAAACAUGUUUGUCUUCCGAAGAGAGUGGCAGAUGCAUUCAGGAGGAGCUAAAGAAGGAAAAACAAAGGGCUUUUGAUCUCCAUCUUAAACUUCAGUUUUUAACCUCAGCACUACAGCAGAAAUACUCUGCUGUGUCUCUCUGCAACAUAUCUACUGAGGUCCUAAAAGUCAUCAACGCAACAGAGGAGCUCAUAGCAGAAUCAACGGGGCCUUGUGAUAUUUCAGCAGAUGCUUGUGACAGAGGGAAAGGGGAAUUUCCAUUAGGUACAGACCCUGUCAGACUUGACGAGCAGCUCACAACACUGGAAGAAAAUGUGUACCUGACAGCCGGAGGUGUGUAUGGAUUGGAGAGUCAACUCAAUGAGCUGGAGGAUGCGGCACGCAGAAUUAACAGCAUUACCGCAGAAUCUGAGCUGGCUGAUUUGGAGGACCAAGUGGCAACAGCAGCAGCACAAGUUCAUCACUCGGAGCUUCAGAUUUCAGAUAUCGAGAGCAGAAUUUCAGCACUGACAGUUGCAGGCCUGAAUGUGGCUCCGUGCGUUCAUCUGAUGAGAAAACGUGACCAAAAGCAGACAAACCAGAUGCACACGAUAGACACAUCCAGACAGCAGAGACGAAAGCUUCCUGCUCCACCAGUGCAAGGUGAGAAUAUGGAUGCCUCUCCAGUUACUCCUGACAGAACAUUUAACAAGAAUUUCAUGCUUCAAGGGUCUCUGACACAAAGAACUAAAGAGAGAAAAAGCACUGCCAAGGAUUUAAUGGAACCAUCUAUAGGGUCUGCUGUAAUGUACUAGAAUUACCAAGUUCUACUGCCAAUAACACACUGCCUAAGGCUGCACACUACAGUGCCUUUAUAUAACAGCCAUUGUAUACAUCCAAUAAAAAUGGACCCUCAAGAACCCACAAUGCCUCAGUAAUAGGGCUUUGUUUGGAUACCUCACUGAGAAAGCUGUUAAGUCUUCAGCAUUGUGGUCUUCUAUUGGAAACUCUGCCUUAAAGUUCUCAUGAGACUCCAAGAAGGACAUUGAGUUUCAAGGCUCCAUGUUUUAAGAUGCACUUUCCCCCCACAUUGUCAAUUGUACUGAAAUAUCUUGUCUUUAAAAUACAUUGGGUUGGAUCCUAACU